AUGUCGGGCAAGUACGUCUUCACCAAGGGCCUGAAGGAGCUCCGCUUCCUCUUCUGCCAGACCUCCGAGCAGAGCGCUGCGACACGGUACGUCUCUUCCCGACUCCUCAACCCCGGCCCCGGCCUUCCGGCAUCACGACAUGAAUUGCCCAAAGCUGACACUGUGCUUCGCGAUAGAUCCUUCAUCAACCGCGCCUACCCCACCAUGAAGAAGCACAACCCGCACACUCCCAUCCUGAUGCGCGAAGCCUCGGGUACCCAGCCGCGAGUCUUUGCCCGAUACGAGCUUGGAAAGGAGAAGCAAGAGGCGCUGGCUGGUCUCACGGAUAGCCAGAUUGAAGAGCGCAUCACCAACCUGGUGAAGCAGUCAUAA
Penicillium argentinense is the source of this 372-nucleotide messenger RNA. Its product is annotated as L51/S25/CI-B8 domain-containing protein. The coding region runs from base 1 to 372 and encodes 123 amino acids. The transcript is spliced from 3 exons. NCBI's taxonomy places the organism in Eukaryota, Fungi, Ascomycota, Eurotiomycetes, Eurotiales, Aspergillaceae. The record is from RefSeq and is a predicted model, not a curated record.